AAGAGAUCACCUCUCACGGCUGUUUCCCUUUUUGCCUCCACACAGGUGAAGCUGGACAAGGACCAGUUCUCCGUAUUGCUGGACGUCAAACAUUUCUCCCCCGAGGAGCUGUCAGUCAAAGUGAUCGGGGACCACGUGGAGGUUCACGCCAAGCACGAGGAGCGCCAGGAUGAACACGGCUUCAUCUCCCGCGAGUUCCACCGCCGGUACAAGCUCCCCGCCACGGUGAACCCGUCAUCCCUUACUUCGGCCCUGGCCGCCGACGGACUGCUCUCCAUCCUGGCGCCGGUCACAGACACCGCCACGGCCGAGGAGAGGAGCAUUCCCAUCGCAAGGAAGUAGAAGUGAGAGCAGGAGCUGACUGUGCCGGCUGU
Molecule: messenger RNA, 374 nt
Organism: Nanorana parkeri
Lineage: Eukaryota; Metazoa; Chordata; Amphibia; Anura; Dicroglossidae
Gene: HSPB6
Product: heat shock protein family B (small) member 6
Exons: 2
Biological process (GO): response to heat; protein refolding
Molecular function (GO): protein folding chaperone
Source: RefSeq, a predicted model, not a curated record